CGCGUAAAGACAGACGUCGUCGCCGCGCUGUUGGCAGAUUAUUUUAGUGUGCAGCAGUGUUUUUGUUAUUAUAUUAACUGAGCUGGAUAACACAUAAUCGGAAAGAAAAUAUCCACUAACGUGAUUAUCGUAAAGAAAUUAUCUGCCAUCUUCAGGGUUUGAGUGCUAACUAAUGUAGGUAUUGGGGAAGAGUAGUAAAAGUAAAACUUUCAUGCGAAAUACCAAAAACCGAAGUUUGUUGACAGAAAAGUAAAAACAGAUUCACCAUCUGAAGGCAAUUAUGCCAUUCUACAAGUAUCUUCUUUCACCGAAACUCUUCAAAGAGUACGACGGUUCGAAGGAUUUAUAUGAACCCGGAACGCUAGAAAAGUAUGGCGAUCAACUACUGGCAGCUCUGAAUUUGAUGUGGAGUUUUGGAUACUACACAUCCCCACUGUUGAUUACGUUUCUCUACCGUCGUGGAUACUUUGUGGCGGAGUCGGUUGGUACGCUGGCCAAGUUCACAACCGGAAUCGGACUACUGGUGGCCGUUUCGCUGUGCAUGCGUGGCCUGGGCCGGUCCAUGAAUGUAGUUUACGUACGAUUCGCCGAGUGUCUCGAGAAUGCCAAGCGCCACGACAGAACCCCGGACAGCAAAAAUCAAAUCCGGAAGUAUGACUUUGACUUUAAGCAAUGGCCGGUGGACUUUACCGUCACGAGUAGUGUACAACGUGCGCAAGUUCCUCGAAACAAGCCUUUCUGGAUCUCAUCAUUGCCGUGUCAGAUUGCGGCUUAUUUGGCGAUUCAUACUUUUGGAAUACGUAUGAUCUAUCCGGGUUCGGUACAAUUGCUGCAAAGCUAUAUUGAACCUAUGUUGCUACAAGGCCGCACCAAGCUGAUGACUGAAGAGAGGGGCAAGCGUAAUAAAGUGAAAACAGCUGACAGUAAUGAAAUCGAUACCGUGUUCAUCGACAAUCGCGACAAGAGUUCCAAUGGAAGUACAUUGGUGCUCUGUUCCGAAGGAAAUGCAGGCUUCUACGAGAUUGGUAUAAUGUCUACGCCCAUAGAACUGCAGUAUUCGGUUUUAGGAUGGAACCAUCCAGGGUUUGCUGGCAGUAGUGGUUCUCCCUACCCAGACCAAGAUCAAAACGCAGUGGACGCCGUAAUGCAGUUUGCGAUAACUGAUCUUGGUUUCACCCCAGACAACAUAGUCCUUUAUGGUUGGAGUAUCGGUGGAUAUCCAACGCUUUAUGCUGCUUCACAGUAUCCCGACGUCAAGGGUGUAAUUCUUGAUGCCACCUUUGAUGACGUGCUGCAGCUGGCUAUACCGAGAAUGCCGGAAAGCCUUUCCAAUAUCGUCAAAAUUGCCAUCAGAGAUUACAUGAAUUUAAAUCAUACGGAACUGAUCUCGCAAUACAGUGGUCCUGUGAUGCUUAUUAGACGUACUGAAGAUGAAAUUAUUUGCUCAGAAGAUAACAAUCUUGCUACUAACCGUGGAAAUUUCCUACUGAUCAGUAUGCUGAAGCAUAGAUUCCCCAAUAUAUUUAAAUCAGAUCAGGAAAAUCUGGCCAAGGAAAUUCUAGCAAAGCCGAUUGAAUUUAUGAGGAAUGACUCCGAUGAUCUCUGUCUCUCGCUACUGAUGUCCUACCUGACAGACAACGGCAACAACGGAACGUCACGGAGUUAUCCCAUUGAAAUCGGCCAAGACUACACCAGUGAGCAAAGAGAUUCGAUGGCUAAAUUCCUCAUGAAAAAGCACCUGCAAGAUUUUAAGUCCACUCACUGUACUCCGCUGCCCGCGGAGUACUUCCAGCUCCCAUGGGAAAUUCCUAGCGAUACGGACUUUGUGUUCACCUAAAUGCAUUUUAUUGGACACUAGGCUCUUAUCCAAAUGAUCGCAAACUUUGCAAAAAUGCACGCCCGCAUAAUCAGCAACUUGUACUACGUUCCAAUACUAUUCUCAACUGCAAAUUCAGAGAGCCCGGAGAUUGAAGAGUAAACAAUAUUAGCGACAGUGUGUUUCCUUAGCCUAGAAAGGUAAGUUUGUUUUCUUUUAUCGUUUUGUAUUUCAAAUUCAACUCACUCUAUUCGGUGUAUGACAUUAUUGGCAGUGGGAAUAGCAACUAUUAAAAAAGUUUAUUCAAAAAUGUGCAACUACCUUAUACAAAUAUUUAAAAGCUGAUCUAUCUAAAAAGGGAUCCAACAUUCAAAGCUAUGCUAUUAGUAGCAAUAGAACAUUCUCAGCCUAUUUAUUGGUAGGUCCUAAGACGAUUACAUACAAUUAACGAACUGGUAUAGAAAGCUUGAAAUAGUAACUCAUUGACAUCCUAACCAGCAG
Ochlerotatus camptorhynchus is the source of this 2317-nucleotide messenger RNA. Its product is annotated as phosphatidylserine lipase ABHD16A-like. The record is from RefSeq and is a predicted model, not a curated record. Gene Ontology annotation, biological process: phosphatidylserine catabolic process; monoacylglycerol catabolic process. The coding region runs from base 281 to 1837 and encodes 518 amino acids. NCBI's taxonomy places the organism in Eukaryota, Metazoa, Arthropoda, Insecta, Diptera, Culicidae. Gene Ontology annotation, molecular function: glycerophospholipase activity; monoacylglycerol lipase activity. Gene Ontology annotation, cellular component: endomembrane system. The transcript is spliced from 9 exons.